Molecule: messenger RNA, 1278 nt
Organism: Symbiodinium necroappetens
Lineage: Eukaryota; Dinophyceae; Suessiales; Symbiodiniaceae
Source: the annotation of a GenBank genome assembly
AUGCUCUUCGGCUUCUUCCGCGUCUACCUGGCCACCUGUCGGGUCGCGAUCGGCUACUUCCGCGGCUCCUGGGAGGCCCAUGCGCAGGCCAGCAAGGAAGUUCAGGAGGAGUGUGUGCCCCUUAAGACGGGGCCCACCGCUGUCCUCAACGUCAUCGCAUACAUGCCCUUCAUGCUCGUGCUGAACCGGCUGGCAGGGUUCUCGCUGGAAUACCAACGCUUCAUCGCCAUCUACUCCUUGGCGCCCAUGCUAGUGAUGUGUUUGUGCUACUACUACUACAUCUUCCGGGCAAACAUGUUCCAGUUCGGCGUCAAGGAGGUGGCGGGCUGGAUCAACAACUGGGUCAUGGGCACGGCAGUUGCGAUGGUCUCUUUCACGCAGUUGGCGCUGCGCUACCUGAUCCUUCUCUACCUGGAGCGAUUCCUUCCAAGCUGGAUGCAAGGCUACAUCGAGUUCCCGUUGAGUACAAUCGAGUCCAGUGUGCAAAACACUGUGCUUAUCAUGUACGCAAUGGGGGCGGUGCUGCUUGUAUCGUGUCCAGUUUGGUGCAAAGGCUUCCAGGUAGUGCAUGAUGUGCUCCAGAGAGACAACCACCUGAGCAAGUCGGAAGCGAUCAUGGAGAUUCUGUACACCACGUCGCAAAAUGCGGUCGUGACACAGCUACAGACGGCAUUGGCUAUUCUGCAGAUGAACUGUGGCUACCCGUACCACUACAUCCACUAUGCCGUGGUGAUGGUCGAGCACAUGUUUUUUCAUCGCAUGGUGGAGUUCAAGUUUGCGUGGCUUCACAAGUUGUGCCACGAGGUUCAGCCCUUGUACCGCCUGGCUCACUUGGAACAUCAUAUCUGCAAGGGUACCUAUGCAACCACUCCAGCAGCUGGAAUUUGGGAAGCAUGGCUAGAAGGCGGCACUCUCUUCUUCUGCAACAGCCUCGCCUGCAUUCCUUACCUUCUCUUCCACGCUGCAUAUUCCGGUCCUAAUGUGGUAACUCAUACGAUGUGGCCGCACAAGUCGUGCAUUCAGUGGCACACACUUCACCACUUGGUACAUAGUGAUGUCUAUGCCAUCAAUGUUCCCAGCAAGAUGGACAAGCAGUUCUCCAGGGACGUGAAGCAGUAUCAGGAGAGGCUGCAGUGCUCGUUCUUUGUGCGCUACGCUGAUGCCUCGGAUGGGAUCGGAUUCCUAGUAGCCUUCGCGUUCGGCAUCCUCCUGAACUAUGGGUUUAGCGUCGGGAUUUUCCAGGUGUGGCACGAACGAAUGCUUCAUAUGACAGCUUGA